CUUUCUAACAAGUACUACACUUAAAUUGACUCAAGACAUCUGAGUACAGAUACAAAAAAAAACAACCUUCGAACAAAACCACAAUGAACUCCACUGCAACCCUCGUCUUUAUUUCUUUUGUGUUGUGUGUCGCUGUGGAAGGUACUUCUCUGUAUGGAAAGGGACGAUGCUUUUGCCUUAGGGAUGGGGAUGACUUUGUGCGUCGAAGAAACAUUGAGAAGUUAGAAGUGAUACCAAAAAGCCCAAUGUGUCAAAGGCUAGAGAUUAUUGUGACAUUGAAGGGUACAGCAGAACAGAGAUGCCUCAAUCCCCAAUCUAAGUUUGUGCAGAAUCUGAUCAACACAUUAAGGAAAAGGUCUUCAAAGUAAACUUCUGUGCAACGAAGGACAUGAAAACCCCAAAAUAAAGGCCAACGCAGCCACCAGAAACAUUCCUUAAACCUGUUUACAAUGUUUACUUUGAAUCAUUUUUAUGGGCAUUAUUUCCUUUGAAUAUUCGGAUACAAUAGCACUAAUAAUACAGUCAAAUGUAGUUAUUAUGUAUAUAUUUUAUUUGUAAACACAGAAGUACACAUUAUUAUUUUGAAAGUACCGUUAAAGAGCUGGUCUUUGUUACUUAAUGUAUAGUGUAUUUGUUUAGGGCAAGUCAAAUAACAAACUAUUUAUUUAAAUUAUUCAAUUACCCUUAAAUCCCAGCAUAUGUCUUGUCUGUUUGCUGGACAGAACUGAUGUCAAAUGUAAAGCACUGUGUAUUACUUGUAUUGUUUGUCAGUAAAGGAAGACUUAUGAGCAAGAAAAUGCAUGCAAUAUUCAAAAAAGGGUGUAUUAUAUAUAAUGUACAUUCUGAAAUGUAUUGUAUAUAAUGUACAUUCUGAAAUGUAUUGUAUAUAAUGUACAUUCUGAAAUGUAUUGUAUAUAAUGUACAUUCUGAAAUGUAUUGUAUAUAAUGUACAUUCUGAAAUGAAUAUUGUUUUUGAUAUGUUGGUUGUUAUGAUAUUUGUAUUACCCUGUUUAUAUGCUUGUGGUUUUGUACAGUUGUAAUGUGAAAAGUAAAUUCUUGAAUUUUAAA
Molecule: messenger RNA, 1068 nt
Organism: Acipenser ruthenus (sterlet)
Lineage: Eukaryota; Metazoa; Chordata; Actinopteri; Acipenseriformes; Acipenseridae
Product: C-X-C motif chemokine 10-like
Exons: 4
Coding region: 84-368 (94 amino acids)
Biological process (GO): antimicrobial humoral immune response mediated by antimicrobial peptide; cellular response to lipopolysaccharide; chemokine-mediated signaling pathway
Cellular component (GO): extracellular region
Molecular function (GO): CXCR chemokine receptor binding; chemokine activity
Source: RefSeq, a predicted model, not a curated record